AAAAAUACCUCAAGCUUGGGUUCCCUGUGGCUUAGACUCUGCCCUGCGAGGUUACCAUUCACAAAAUGGUGGCCGUCUGUGUGUUUGUAAAAGGUAUGAUGGGUAGAGAAUGAAACGAGUUAAAGCUGUGAGAGACAAUUUACACGAAGUAGUUAGACGCGGGAUGUCUGUUGACGCUAUUAUCCCUGAACUGUCAAAGUUCCUGCAUGAUGAUCCUUAUAUACAACCUUAUGUACAAGAAUUAGAGAGAAGAUACAAAUGCUUUCAAACUAUCAAAAAAGACAUCGAACAGUACGAGGGAGGCUUAGAUGCAUUCUCUAGAGGGUAUGAAAAGUUUGGAAUUAAUACCACCCCUGAAGGACAGCGAUACCGAGAAUGGGCACCAGGGGCUCAUGGUGUUUUCUUGAUUGGUGAUUUUAAUGAUUGGAAUAGAAUUUCUCAUCCAUGUAAAAGAAAUGAGUUUGGUGUUUGGGAGCUUGAUAUUCCUUGUAGACCUGAUGGUACACACACAAUUCAACAUGGAAGCAAAGUCAAGGUUGGUAUUCAGYUACAAUCAGGUGAAAUAGUAGAUCGUAUAUCACCCUGGAUUCGGUAUGCUGUCCCCCCUGAAGACAAUAUUCUCUAYGAAGGGAUCCAUUGGGACCCACCACAGCCUUAUCAGUUUAGAAAUAAAAGACCAGGACGUCCAAAAAGCUUGAAGGUCUACGAAGCACAUGUAGGGAUUGCAUCAAUUAAACCACAGGUUGCAAGCUACAAACACUUCACCAAAAAUAUCAUUCCUAGAAUCAAGUUCCUUGGUUAUAACUGCAUUCAGUUAAUGGCWGUUAUGGAGCAUGCUUACUAUGCUUGCUUUGGAUACCAAGUCACAAACUUYUUUGCUGCAUCAAGUCGRUAUGGGACUCCUGAAGACCUAAAAGAACUGAUAGACACUGCACAUGGACAAGGAAUUAUYGUCCUGCUUGAUAUUGUACAUAGUCAUGCCGCUAAGAACGUCAUGGAUGGGCUGAAUGAGUUUGACGGCACGCAGAGCUGUUAUUUUCAUGAUAGUGGGCGUGGCACACAUUCUCUGUGGGAYAGUCGACUAUUUGAUUAUACAAAGUGGGAGGUUCUUCGGUUUCUUCUGUCCAAUCUCCGUUGGUACAUGGAAGCAUACCAAUUUGAUGGGUUCAGGUUUGAUGGAGUCACAUCCAUGAUUUAUCAUGACCAUGGCUUAGGACAUGGUUUUGGUGGCGGUUAUCCUGACUACUUUGGACUUGGUGUGGAYACCGAGUCACUAAUUUACCUUAUGCUUGCCAAUGAGCUGAUUCAUUCAGUUUACCCAGACGUUGUUAGCAUUGCUGAGGAGGUGUCUGGAAUGCCUGGUUUGUGUAGACGUAUAUCAGAAGGUGGUAAUGGAUUUGAUUACAGACUGGGUAUGGCAAUCCCUGAUAUGUGGAUAAAGAUCCUUAAAAGCACCAAAGAUGAAGACUGGGAUAUGUUCAACAUAUUCUUUGUUUUGACCAAUAGACGRCAUAAUGAGAAGACCAUAGCUUACGCUGAAAGUCAUGACCAAGCCUUGGUAGGAGACAAGACACUAGCUUUCUGGUUAAUGGACAAAGAGAUGUACACACACAUGUCAACUCUGACGCCUCUGACGCCGGUCAUUGACAGAGGAAUAGCAUUGCAUAAGAUGAUAAGACUUAUAUCUUGUGCACUUGGUGGAGAAGGUUACCUUAAUUUCAUUGGAAAUGAAUUCGGUCACCCAGAAUGGCUUGACUUCCCAAGAGAAGGCAACAARAACAGCUAYCACUAUGCACGYCGUCAAUUCAACCUCGUUGACGAUGACCUACUGAGGUAYAAGUUUCUUAACAGAUUUGAUUCUGCUAUGUUACAUGUUGAGGACAAGUAUGGCUGGUUACAUUCUGAACAGGCUUACGUCAGUAACAAACAUGAAGGUGACAAGGUCAUAGUGUUUGAACGCUCACGACUUUUGUUUAUAUUUAAUUUCCACCAUGAGAAAAGCUUUGCAGACUACCGUGUAGGUACAGCCAUUGCUGGAAAAUAUCACAUUGUUCUUGAUACUGACAAUGAACAUUUUGGUGGGCAUAAGAGACUUGAUCCAAGUUGUGAAUAUUUUGUUGAAAGUAAGCCAUGGCAUGAUAGGCCUUUCUCAUUGUUGGUUUAUAUACCAUGUAGAACAGCUUUAGUACUAGCACCAGAAGAUCCAAAAUGAACAAAAUAUAGUUAUUGUGUACUAUGUUGUCUUAUGGAGUGUACAUUAAAAUGUAUUGGAAUUUUUAAAAAUAUUUCAAAAAUGAAUGAUCGUCUUUCAUUUAGGUUUUCAAAAAUAUGAAAAAAUGAGGCUCUCAUAAGCUAAAUUUUUAUUGAUUUGAAGUUUUUACAGUGCAAAGCUCAAAAGUGUGAACCCAGUUAAUUUAUUUAUAUAUUUUUGCUAUAUCUGAACUACUUUCAAGCCAAAUAUAWUCUAUUCUAGCUAUUUUACAACUCAAAUUUCCAUUUAAGGAUUCGUGAAAGAUUACUUCACAGUGAGUAAUGGGGACAUUUAUGCUUGAAAAGUGAUUUAUCAGAUAUAGGGAAAGAAUGUGAUAGACUACCGUGCAGGAUCUUUUUUGGCUUUUUCCCUAUCUGGGCUCCCUGUGGAAAGAGCGUMGGACUUCGACAACACGAAAGACGUUCAAGGAACUUUUUUCUUUGUAGUGGCGGAAGGGWUGGUUGGGCUGUAAACUGGAGAAGGAGCAGAAGUUAGAAUCUUCGGUAAAACAGUAUGAAGGUAGAAAGCAUUACAAUAUAAACUAAGUUAUAGUUUUUUUUAAAACUCUGCAAUGACAGAAAAGUUUUGUAAAUGUAAUUUAUUUUUUUUCUUACUGUGAAUUCGAGGGAAAUAAAUUGUUGGAAUGUUUUAAUACA
This is a messenger RNA of Exaiptasia diaphana, 2907 nucleotides long. RefSeq names its product 1,4-alpha-glucan-branching enzyme. Gene Ontology annotation, cellular component: cytoplasm. The transcript has 15 exons. The coding region runs from base 110 to 2212 and encodes 700 amino acids. Lineage: Eukaryota; Metazoa; Cnidaria; Anthozoa; Actiniaria; Aiptasiidae. Gene Ontology annotation, biological process: glycogen biosynthetic process. Gene Ontology annotation, molecular function: 1,4-alpha-glucan branching enzyme activity; cation binding; hydrolase activity, hydrolyzing O-glycosyl compounds. The record is from RefSeq and is a predicted model, not a curated record.